AUGGCUGUGGCUGGUGUCGGCGCCGACAGCCAGCCACACGACAGUCUCCUGGCAGCAAAUGCCGCAGGUGCUGGUGCUGCUGCUGCUGCUGCUGCUGCUGGUGCUGCUGCUGGUGGUGCUGCUGCUGGUGGUGCUGUUGGUGCUGCUGCUGCUGGUGCUAGUGCUGUUGGUGGUGCUGCUGCUGGUGCUAGUGCUGUUGGUGCUGCUGCUGCUGGUGCUAGUGCUGUUGGUGCUGCUGCUGCUGGUGCUAGUGCUGUUGGGGCUGCUGCUGCUGGUGCUAGUGCUGUUGGUGCUGCUGCUGCUGGUGCUAGUGCUGUUGGUGCUGCUGCUGCUGCUGGUGCUAGUGCUGUUGCUGCUGUUGCUGCUGGCAGUGGUAAAACGGCAGGGCUUGAAGGACUGGGAGGAGGAGCGAUGUCUUUUGGUGGUGGGAAUGGUGGUGGUGGGGAUGGUGGUGGUGGGGAUGGUGAUGGUGGUGAUGGUGGUGGUGGGGAUGGUGGUGGUGGGGAUGGUGGUGGUGGUGAUGGUGGUGGUGGGGAUGGUGGUGGUGGUGAUGGUGGUGCUGCUGAUGCUGGUGUUGCUGCUGGUGGUGCUGCUGUUGGUGGCGUUGCUGCUGGCAGUGGUAAAACGGCAGGGCUUGAAGCACUGGGAGGAGGAGCGAUGUCUUUUGGUGGUGGGAAUGGUGGUGGUGGGGAUGGUGGUGGUGGGGAUGGUGGUGGUGGGAAUGCUGUGCAAGAGGGAAACAUGAAGCAGAGGGAACACAAACAAAAAGGAAAGCCAGGGAGUAGAUCAGCAAGCCAGAGCAUCAACACGAUCACAUGCGCAGUGCUUUCCAAAUGCUGUGACUUAUGA
Molecule: messenger RNA, 849 nt
Organism: Closterium sp. Naga37s-1
Lineage: Eukaryota; Viridiplantae; Streptophyta; Zygnematophyceae; Desmidiales; Closteriaceae
Source: the annotation of a GenBank genome assembly